UUGGUGACAUUAAUAAUAAAUCAGUCUGAAACAUUAUCGAUCAUGUGGUCGAGACCAUACAUUUUGUCUUCUUCUUUAAUUAUAUGAGAUACGCAGCUACUCCAUUUUUCAGGUGUGAUAUUUUGAAGUCCUUCAAAAAUUUUUUUACUUCUGUCAUUUUGAAGGUUUUGUUAUUUCUUGCAACAUAUCGUUUAACACUCACAGUGGUAUGGGGGUAGACGUAAAACAAUUAUUCCAUGCUGCGCUGCCAUCUCGUCCACAACAUACUUAACGCAAUGUUCUUGUUUGUGCUGCCGUACAAUGUCUUUAAGAGUAGCUUUAAGGGCCGAAACACAUAACGCAAACUGCUUAUUUUUGCGGCGCCGCAACGCCAAAAUCGGCAGUUGCGUUGCCGCGUUGCGGCGUCGCGAAACAGGGCAUUAUGGUAGGGCAACCAUUUUCUCGUGAUUUUUGAGUGUGGAUAGACGUCUCUCUGCGAUGGAUCGUAAUAAACUUAUUGCUUAUUUGUUAUUAAGAAGACAUUAUUCUAUCUUAAAAAUACGGCAAAGAAGAUACUGGAUACAUCCAUUAAGUAAGGGUAUGAAUCCAAAUGGCGAGUUCUUUUCUAAAAAAUACGAAGCAUUAAAGAUAGACGAAAAAAAAAUUGUUGCCUACUUUAGAAUGAUAUCAUCAUUUGAAGAGCUAUUAAGCGAGUUAUCAAAAUAUAUACAGAAGAAAAAAAAUAAAGGAAGAAAACCAGUUACUGCUUUGGAAAUGCUGGGCUUAACUUUAAGAUUUCUAGCAACCGGCAGUGACUUUAAAACCAUGCAUACGAAUUACUUCCGAGGAGCAAGUACAAUAGCAAAAAUUGUAAGGACAGUUUGUCGCGCCAUAUGGAAACAUCUAUCAAGUCAAAAUAUACCUCCUAUAACAAAACAGGUUCUAGAAGAUGUCGCUAUUGAGUUUGACAAGAAAGCAAAUUUUCCUAACUGCAUAGGAGCUCUUGAUGGUAAACAUGUCCGUAUUACAUGUCCUGCGCACAGUGGAUCACUGUUUUACAAUUAUAAGGGCUAUAAUUCAAUAGUUUUAUUAGCUCUUGUAGAUUCUAGAUAUAGAUUCAUUUUUGUCGAUAUACUCGAGUUAAUUGUUCACAUACAUAUUUAA
Papilio machaon (common yellow swallowtail) is the source of this 1143-nucleotide messenger RNA. RefSeq lists its product as uncharacterized. NCBI's taxonomy places the organism in Eukaryota, Metazoa, Arthropoda, Insecta, Lepidoptera, Papilionidae. The transcript is spliced from 3 exons. The record is from RefSeq and is a predicted model, not a curated record. The coding region runs from base 478 to 1143 and encodes 221 amino acids.